This is a messenger RNA of Cylicostephanus goldi, 1020 nucleotides long. The record is from the annotation of a GenBank genome assembly. Lineage: Eukaryota; Metazoa; Nematoda; Chromadorea; Rhabditida; Strongylidae.
GGUGCUUUUCUCAUUCCUUACGUGAUCUCACUGGUGUUUUGCGGAGCACCAUUAUUCAUUCUUGAAACAUCAUGGGGACAAUUACUGUCUGUCGGUGGACUUGGCAUGUUCAAGAUAUGCCCGAUAUUCAAAGGCGUAGGAAUCGCUGCCGCUGUUAUGGCUUUUUGGUUAAACAUCUACUACAUUGUGGUGCUUAGUUGGGCACUGUGCUAUCUUUGGAACUCUGCCAGAUUGGAUGUGAACGUGCCCUGGAGGAACUGCGACAAUGAGUGGAAUACGCCAAGGUGUCGCUCAGAAUAUGAAAAACUACCAUGUGAUAGCAAUCGCACAAUUGCAGAUUUUUUCAAUGUUAAAGUGUUGACGGCCGACCAUCUUAUGGAAUACAGAAAACAAUUUUUUGUUGGCCCAAAAGCAAAUUUUACAGUAUGCACAGCUGCUGAUCUCAGUGUUCAAUCACCAGUAAAAGAAUUUUGGAACUAUAAAGUGCUAGGAAUCUCAGAUGGUAUCGAGCAUCCAGGAGGGUUGCGCUAUGAUCUCGCAUUGUAUCUCUUCAUUGCAUGGGUUAUUUGCUAUCUCUGCAUCUUUAAAGGAGUGAAAUGGACUGGAAAAGUUGUUUAUUUGACAGCUUCAUUCCCAUACAUCAUGCUGUUCUUCUUACUUGUCCGAGGUCUCACACUACCGGGAGCGUCACUUGGCUUAGAAUUUUACUUGAAACCUGAUUUCUCGAAAUUGUUGGAAUCGAAGGUAUGGGUAGAUGCCGUCACUCAAGUCUUCUUCUCCUAUGGUCUCGGUCUGGGUGCUUUGGUAGCCCUGGGCAGCUACAACACUUAUCAUAAUAAUGUCUAUAAGCAAGCACUAACGGUGUGCUUUGUGAACAGCGGCACAAGUGUCUUUGCCGGCUUCGUCAUCUUCUCAUUCAUUGGCUUUAUGGCUACUCAACAAGAAAAGAGUGUGGCUGAGGUAAGCUGUAAUCAGAUGAUUUCACCGUUGAGAAUAAAUCAAGUUUUUCUCUAUGUGUGA